UUGUUAUUUUUUUUUUUGAGAACGAAUGAUCCAGCUGAAGGAAAAGUAAAUAAUAUGCCUACAACCGUUUGCUGACGAAUGCCAGUUUUGUGAGUGUAAGAAAGGAACAUAUCUGGAAUGAGGUAUCUCUGACAGUGUGUAUCAGGGUGUUUGCUCCGUCCUCUUGACCCCACCGUACCUGUCUGGCCAUGGAGAGUUUUCCCAAGCUACGGAAGCUGUCCACCGACUACGGAAUGGAGAAUUCCGACUUUUUUGGAGAGGAAAGUGACGAAGACGCCAGCAAUGACAGAUACACAUCAGAAGAAGACAAAAGGCAAAACCACAGUGAGAUUGAGAAGCGUCGUCGAGAGAAGAUGAAUACCUACAUCCAGGAGCUGUGCGCUUUGGUGCCCACCUGCAACUCCAUGAAGGCCAAACUGGACAAGCUGACCAUCCUCAGGAUGGCCGUCCAGCACGUCAAGUCACUAAGAGGAUCUGUGAGUUCAAUCCACGAGACCAACAUGAAGCCAGCAUUCCUAGCAGAUGAUGAAUUGAAAAGGCUCAUAUUAGAGGCUGCAGAGGGGUUCCUGUUUGUAGUAAGCUGCGAUCGGGGUCGGAUGAAUUACGUUUCAGAGUCGGUCAGCCACAUCCUUCAUAUAAGCAGGGAGCAUCUGAUUGGCCAGAGCCUGUUUGACCUCAUGCACCCAAAGGACGUGUCAAAGGUCAAAGAGCAACUCUCCUCCUCCGACCUUGUUCCCAGAGAAAGAUACAUUGAUGCAAAAACGGGUCUUCCUCUCAAGUCGGACGUGGUGCCCUCCCCGCCUCAGCUGCUCUCCGGUGCGCGUCGCUCCUUCUUCUGCCGGAUGAAGAUCUUCAACCAAGUCUUGAUGGCCAAGCUGGAGGACGAUCGGAUGUGCAGCAAGAAACGCCUCAAGCAGGGCUCAGACCGGAAGACCUAUGUCACCAUCCACUGCACAGGGUACCUCAAGAGUUGGCCCUCUGCCAACUUUGGCAGCAGCAUGGACAACGAGAACGAGAACGACGGCUGCAAUCUCAGCUGCCUGGUUGCCAUAGCGAGGCCUAUUCAAAUGCCCCAUUCGUCCAACAAGGAGAGCAGCACAAUCCAGCCGGCAGAGUUUGUGUCGAGGCACGCCGUGGACGGCAAAUACACUUUCGUGGACCAAAGGGCUACAGCAGUGCUAGGUUACCUACCUCAAGAGCUCCUAGGCACAUCGUGCUACGAGUACUUCCACUCAGAAGACAUCCAUCACAUGGCAGAGAGCCACAAAGCUGUUUUGCUUGCCAAGGAGAAGAUUUUAACCAACGUCUAUCGACUGCGGGCAAAGAACGGCGUCUUUGUCCAGCUCCAGACCAGAAUGUUCUGCUUCCGCAACCCAUGGACUAAAGAUGUGGAGUACAUUGUCUGCACCAACACGGUGGUCAGACCAGAUACAGUUAUUGAGACAUCAGAUGUGGGAAGUAAAAGUGACCGUGUUGACAAAAUCAUCUGUGAAGUUGAUUCAUCCAAAUCUGUGUCUGUUCCCGGUGUGCCCCUCAACACCCACCUAGGGGCGGGCAGGAUCGGACGCAUGAUUGCUGAGGAGAUUCUGGAAAAUGAAAAGAACGAUCCUUCGUACGGUAUGAACAGCCCCAGCGAUGUCAUGCUGAACGGGUCCCGAGCACCGACGCCUAGAGCCGAGAAGGCCGUGGAGACAGUACAAGCCCAACAAGCUGAGAAAGUCAGCUUCUUUGGUUCGGCCUCGUCCGGCCAACCCCUGCUCCCCAACGCCUCGCUGACCCCCUCCGACAACCCCGGCCUCCUAGGCCAGAUGUCCUCCCUACUGGCCAUGACGUCAACCAGCGCUGCGGGAAACGUCCCCGCAGCCAACAGCAACGGCAACAACGGCGACAGCAACGGCGGGGGGAAUAAUAACAAUGGGGGCGGGGAUAGCGUAGGCCCGCCCCCUCCUGCGGGCGGUGACGACGAGGCUAUGAUGGCGUUCAUCAUGAGCUUGCUGCAGGCCGACGCCGGGCUGGGCGGCUCGGUGGACCUCACCGACCUACCCUGGCCGUUAUGAGGUUAGAGUUACUGAGAGGUUAUUCAACAGGACCCAGUGUAUAUUUACAGCGAAAUUAAGGUGCUUAUCAUGUGUGUGUGACAUUACUGAAACAAAACCAAAAUAUAUAUUGUAACCUCUAGAAAUUGAAUCAAAAAUAUAUAGACCAAAGUUUGUAAGAUGUAGUGGAAGUUUGCAAGCCAAAAGCCGAGAUUUCUGGAGGGGGGGAUGUGUUAAUAAAAUCUUGAAAUAUAAAAUUUGUAAUUUGUAAUGUCCUAAAAUAUCCGUACAAAAAAAAACAAUAGAAAAUUUCCUAUACCAAAGGUGGGGUGGGAAGGCUGGACACCAUGUGACAAUCGGUGGCGCUGUUUAUAAUAGAAACUUGUAUAUGGGUACAUGCUACGCAUUUUUUGGUGAUAUCCAAAUGGUUUCUACUGUUCACCAUUCACCGUUUUAUUGUUAAGUCAAACUGAAGUAGAGCUUUGGGUAAAUUUUGGUAAGAAUAGGAUGUGAGAAAAAGAAACAGCAUGUUUGCAUUAAGGGCCGUUUAUUUACAUGACAUCCUUCUCCCAUUUUGGCUUCGUGCUUAGAGCUUUGUCAAGUACAUGUCACAGUUGUUUGUCUGCAACCGUGACAGUGUCUGGGUCGUCGUGUUUCGUGUCGCACGUCUUGUCAUAUGCAAUCACUGAGUUGGGCAGUAUUUUAAUAUAAGUGAACUGCACAAUUUAUGUACUUAUUACACGCGCGUGCAACCAAAAAAAAAAAAAAAAAUGUCAAACACUGUACUGCCUGUUAUAGAUUUGGCUAGAUUAAAUUUUAAAAAGUUGAAAAAGUGCCAUUAGUAGCAUUGGAUUUGUAUAAGUAGCCCACCGGUUUAAGUUAAUUUCUGUGAAGUGAUGUAUAGUGUGUACGUCUUGUCGUUUGGUAAAACUAGAGUUGUUAUCGUGUCAAGUCACUUGUCAGGUCCGAAGUAGCAAGUGAUGAAAAUUUAACAAAGGAAUGCCUAUGUCACAGAUCAGUUUAAUACAGGGUGACUACAAAAAAACAGAACCCUCAAGCGUCCUCUUUUUCACAGCUUUU
Molecule: messenger RNA, 3116 nt
Organism: Patiria miniata (bat star)
Lineage: Eukaryota; Metazoa; Echinodermata; Asteroidea; Valvatida; Asterinidae
Gene: arntl
Product: protein cycle-like
Exons: 16
Coding region: 189-2057 (622 amino acids)
Biological process (GO): regulation of transcription by RNA polymerase II
Cellular component (GO): nucleus; cytoplasm; transcription regulator complex
Molecular function (GO): RNA polymerase II cis-regulatory region sequence-specific DNA binding; protein dimerization activity; DNA-binding transcription factor activity, RNA polymerase II-specific
Source: RefSeq, a predicted model, not a curated record